Hylaeus volcanicus is the source of this 2250-nucleotide messenger RNA. Its product is annotated as SET and MYND domain-containing protein 4-like. Gene Ontology annotation, molecular function: protein binding. The coding region runs from base 163 to 2079 and encodes 638 amino acids. The record is from RefSeq and is a predicted model, not a curated record. The transcript has 8 exons. Lineage: Eukaryota; Metazoa; Arthropoda; Insecta; Hymenoptera; Colletidae.
CCAGUACAUAGUUCACCACAGUCCACUCAACAUCUUCUUAUCUAGUGUACCAGAAGUAUGUGAUAAUCAUACUGUUCUCAGUCAGUGAAAAUACUCGAUAUACCUGUAUCAAAAGUACAUUUAAAACAUUAAACAAGAUCGUUUUCAAAAAGAAUAACUAACAUGGAUAUGGACACAGCAAGGGAAUUGGUACUAACUUUAAAACAAGGUAAUAAGUCACACGCGGGAUAUGGUUUACAAAAAGAAUGCGAAGCACUUGUUGGCCACAUUUUGCAAAACAUGGUCAAAUCUCCGCUACCGACGUUAGUUCCCGAAACGAAAAAUGAAGAAGAUUCUAUCAGAUUCCGGGAAGAGGGAAAUCAACAUUUCGUAAUGGGCGAUGAUAACGAAGCUAUAAAAUGUUACACAAUGAGUUUAGCGUAUGCGAAUGACAAAGAACUAAUGUCCUACGCCCAUGCUAACAGAUCAGCGGCUUUGUAUAGAAAACAAAUGUAUAAACAGUGUUUAAUCGACAUCGAUGCCGCUUUAAAUCUUGGAUAUCCAGAAGAAAAAAGGAAAAACUUGAAGGAGAGGGGCGCUAAGGCGGUUGAAGAAAUUAAAAAAAAAUUGAAGAUUCAAAAGGACGAUCCAAUUGAUACGCAAAAGUUGAUGAGUAUGUGUUUAUCUGAAAAAAUUACCGAUCAGCCUGUAACUGUGAGGUACCGAAACGGAAAUGCUGAAAGUAAGAAAGAAAUAAACAAAGAUGUAAAUGCUAACGGAAAUAAACAAGAGUCAAUUAAUGGCUGCGAUGAACCACCUAUGAGUAACAAAGAAAGAGAACCAAGAUACCUAGCGGACGAAGGUUCUUUAAAGUUAGCUUAUGGCCCCAGUAAAGAAUCUCCUGCUGCUAGCGACGGCGUCAGUAUUUCUUUCUCGGAAAAAUACGGGCGUCAUUUAAGAGCUACUAAAGAGUUUAAGCCAGGGGAUGUAGUUUCUUUUGAAGAUCCGUAUGCUUAUGUCAUGUAUACGCAAAGAUAUUACACGCACUGUCACCAUUGUUUAUCAAGAAGUUACAAUUUAAUUCCAUGCACGAAUUGCCCGAUGGCUCAAUAUUGUUCGGAAAAAUGUAGAACAUUGUCCUGGGAAAUGGCUCAUCAAAUAGAAUGCCCGAUUUUGGCAGUUCUAGGAAAUUUAUUUAAUAUCGACAAAGACAAGGUACGCAUGCUUACCAAAAUUGUUAGAUUUUUGAUCAUGGUGACAGCAAAAGGCGAGAAGAUCGCAGAAUUGCGGGAAGAUAUGAAAGUAGCUGAGAUCAAUCCAGAUGACAGAACUGCUGGAUUUACAGACGAUGGUAUACUGGAUAGUAAUAGCGCACGAUCUGCUCUGAGUCUCGCCACAAAUAUGUCAACAAGACCGCUCAUUGGUCUCAGUGCUUUCGCGUGUAUCUCAGCUCUUGGUGCUAUCCUGUUAGCAACGCAGACUAAUUUCUUCUGCAAGAAAUACGAAGUGGACCAAUUAAAAGACAUUGGCAAUGUUUCUGAUCUCAAAUUCUGUGGCAGUCUCAUGUUUCGCGCCUGUGUUAUAAUGUCUUCCAAUUGUUUCACGGUACAACAAGAACCAGGAGUAAAAACAGGCUCGGGUCUGUACAUACUGCACAGUUUGUAUAAUCAUUCUUGUGCACCAAACACGUUCCGUCACUUCGAAGGAUUGACAAUGAUCACCCGCGCUCUGGAACCAAUAAAUCCUGGGGAUCAAAUAUUCACAGGUUACGGCGCGGCGUAUGCACAUAUGCCACGAUCUGAAAGAAGAGAAAAAAUAAUGCAGGACUACUUCUUUGAAUGCAAUUGUCCCGCUUGCGACUCCGACUGGCCGAUGUACAACGAGAUUCUUCAACACCACGUUGGUUCUAUUUGCAAGAAUAAGGAGCUCGUAGAGAAACUUAAACCUUAUAAACAAAGAUUGGUAAAAAAUAUGUACGACAUAGACGCUGUAAAAUCUGUCCUUGGUAUACUGUACAAAGAAGUGUCCCAGCCGUGCGAAGAAAUCGUACACGCGGAACAAUACCUGAAGAGUUAUUAUUUAGCUUACAUUGCUUCAUGAAAAUAAACAUGUAUUAAUCACUGCGCUGAAAAGAUCCAUGAGAAAGAGGCAUCAACGUUGGCGCCACGUAAAUAAAAGACAUAAAGUAUUCCUAAAACAUUUUAUUGAAGUUAUACAUGAUAUUCAUCUAAAUCCUUCUCUCAUGUAACAUACUUGUAUAGGUAUUAAAAU